UGAAAUGGGGAUGACCUGUAAGGAGAUAUCAUGAGUAGUUCUCAUUUCAUCCCUAGCCCUUCGAAGAUGAGUAGAGAGGCACUGUGGUCAGUUGUACAGUUCCCAAAUGGUGGGACAGCAGUAGUUCUAGAGAGCUGGUUUAAAGCUGAGGAACAGACGCUGUUAUGGCCCCCAAAACACAUAACACUCAAGAAAGCCCUUCGAGACGGAAUGCAACCAGACGACAAAUGGAUCACCUAUACGGAUGUACGAGUCCUCAUUACGUGUGAGACCCUUGAUGAGGCGAAAAAACGAGAGACAAAAUAUAACACCACAAUGUGUCCAACAUCUGAAAUUGAAUCUCAUGAUGAAGGAGCUAUCCGCCAAAAAAGAAUAUCCAGGCCAAAUCAGCAGUUUAUGCAUUCUGAUUCUGAAGACCAUCAGAGUAGCAGUGCAAAAAGAAAGCGUUUUGCCAAACCACCUGAUGUUGGAUGUCCAGUAGAUCUUGUUGCUAGCAACUACCAACAAUCACUAGCUGAUGAAGUUCUUAAUGCUGAGAUGCCAGGUUUUGCUACAGCCCACUGUGUCCAGUACCACAAGUUGCAGAAUCCACAGCGACAAAGUACAAGUAUUGGGUUGUCUGGAUGCAGCUCAAGGCAGUAUAACCAUCGCCCUGGUCUCUCACAAUGUGCACAAAAUAGGCUGCCAUUGGAUAUAUCACAGACAAACUCCGACCUGAAUGAUGUAUUGGAUUCAGCGCCUAAUCAAGGUUUCGAAGAUGCAACCACACAAAGGGCCAGCAAUAAUGGGCAGCUUUUGAGAGACCUCGCUAUCCAUAAGAUGACAUCGAUGCUUGCUGAAGCUCUUGUGAUUGUGAAGGAUCUAUCCAGAGAUGUCCAAUUCAUUAAGAACAAUUUGGCUCAGAGUAACAUUACACCAGGUAGCACACAAGGACCAGCAAACCUUGUACUCCCCUUCCAGCUGCCAAUUGAAAGUGAAGAAGAUUUCAGUAAAGCAGAGUCAUUACUGAUUGAAGAGACAGUGCGUCAAAAGAUGAUUGCUCGACUGGCUCUAGUAGGAGGCACCAAUUCAGCCAACAUGGUAAGAAGAAUGUUGACAACUUGUAUGAGAAAUGCCCUGGCAAGUCAGUUCAACUGGGCUGGGAAGAAACAUAGGCAUUCCCAGAGUAAAAAGCCAUUCAAGGACACAAUCCUGCAAGAGUGCAUAUUAGUUGCUGCUCGUCAAUUCGAACCAGGCCUAACUGAUCAAAAUUACAGCGAAACAGUAAAGAAAUGGUUUCGCUAUGCACCAGACCGGGAGGGAGGCAUUGAAAGGCAACCAAAGGGACGGCCAGAAGACUGAAAUUAAAUAAAAUAUUUAAGCACUGC
Molecule: messenger RNA, 1367 nt
Organism: Xiphophorus couchianus (Monterrey platyfish)
Lineage: Eukaryota; Metazoa; Chordata; Actinopteri; Cyprinodontiformes; Poeciliidae
Exons: 11
Coding region: 31-1341 (436 amino acids)
Source: RefSeq, a predicted model, not a curated record